This is a messenger RNA of Acanthisitta chloris (rifleman), 2526 nucleotides long. It is a transcript of the gene CEP83, whose product is annotated as centrosomal protein 83kDa. Bases 1 to 2526 code for a protein of 841 amino acids. The record is from RefSeq and is a predicted model, not a curated record. Gene Ontology annotation, cellular component: centrosome. Lineage: Eukaryota; Metazoa; Chordata; Aves; Passeriformes; Acanthisittidae. The transcript is spliced from 16 exons.
AUGGACGGUUUGGACAGUCUCCUUCCUCCUGUGGUUGGAACUGGUGAUGCAACUAAUUCAGAAGAGUUGCUAAAACUUCUGCUGGAUGAAAAAAUGCGAAGCGAACAGCAUAAAACAAAUUAUCAAAUUCUAAGGGCAGAAUAUCUAAGACUCCAGGAGGAUUAUACGAAAUCACAGGAUGAACUGAAGCAGUCAUUAGUUGAAAAACAGACUGAACAUGACAAAUUUCAGCAGUGUCUCGCUGAAUAUCAAGAGCAGUUGCUGAGUAAAACACAAGAGUUGGAAGAGCUGAAGAUGCAGGUGCCAACUCCUCAAAAAUUAGAACUGUUAAAAGCAAAAAUACAGGAGGAAUUGGAAUCUCCAAUGAGAGAACGUUAUCAGAAGCUAGAAAAUGAAGUGGAAAAAUACAGAACACUAUAUAACAAGCUUCGUUAUGAACAUACUUUUCUGAAAUCAGAAUUGGAACAUCAAAGGGAAGAACAUGAACGUGUUUUAGAAGGGAUGAAAAUAAAAUACGAGUCUGAGAUUACAAGACUGGGUAAAGAUCAUGAAGAACUCCUUAAUCAGCUGCAUAGUGUUGAUCUCUCAAGGGACAGUAAACGUGUGGAGGCACUCUCUAGAGAAAAGGCACAACUGUAUCAGAAAUUAAAAGCCUUGGAAGAAGAGGUAGCAGAACUAAGAGCAGAAAGACACAAUUGUGGUGUGCAAGCAGAAAAUGUUCAAAGAGUACAAGCACGGCAAUUAGCUGAGAUGCAGGCUAUGAUGCGAUCUCUAGAGGCAGAAAAGAAGUCUGCCGAACUACAGAUUGAUCGAAUUAAGAAAGAGCUGCAGAUGAGUCAUGAGCAAAACAUUCUCUCAACUAGCAAUCUUCACAAAUCUGAACGAAAAGCUGAUUCCUUAGCUGCUAAAGUAGAGGAACUUAAACAUUCACAUAAAUUGGAAAUAACAACUGUCAAACUGGAGGCAGCAAGAGCAAAAAGUGAGGUAGAAAGAGAGAGAAACCAGAUUCAAAGUGAAAUGGAUGGAUUGCUGUCAGAAAAGGAAAUUCUUAAGGCAGCUCUUGAACGGCAUAAGGUGCUUUUAGUAGAAAAGGAUCGGGAGCUAAUUCGUAAAGUGCAAGCUGCCAAAGAGGAAGUGUUUGACAAUAUUGCAGCCUUACAGUAUGAAAAGUCAGAACUGGAGAACAGAGUAGCUGAUCUAGAGAAGAUGAAACUGGAUGAAGAUACUUGGAGACAAUCUGAAAAGGAUCAGUACGAAGAGAAACUACAUGCUGUACAGAUGGCAGAAGAAUCUAGCAAAAAGGAACUUCAGAGUCUGCGGUUAAAAAUUCAACAGCAAGCUAUGCAGACAGAAGAACUAGAAGAAAAGAAACAUGAGAAUGCUAGUCUGAAACAGCAAAUUCAUGACAUGCAAUUCCAGCUUGCCUCACUUUCUCAGUCGAAAAAUGAUUUGCUGGAAUCUAAUCAGAAAUUGAAGGAAAUGAUAGAGGGAUUGAAACAAGAAUGUCAGCAUGCAAGGACUCAGGCAGAGAAAGCUCAACUGGAAACAGAGAAGACUUUAGAAUACCAACGUAUAGAAUGGCUGAAGGAGAAGCAUGUGCUUACUCAGGACAUGACAGAAUAUGAAGAGAAAUACAAGCAAGUGAAGAGCAAGCUGUCUCGAGCUGCUGUUGCUCAGAAAAAGAGAAAGCUUCUCAAUGACAACAAACAAAGGAGGAUGCGUGAGAAACUAGAACUUUUGGAAGCCAAGAUGGAAGAACUAGAAAAAGAAAAUCAGUUGUUAAAAAGGUGGAAUGUUUCCCAUGAAGAAUAUGCACGGCUCCAAAAGAAACUGAAGGACUUCCAACACAGGCACAGUGAAUUCCGGAGUAUAAUUCUGAAUCCUAACAUCCCAUCGCUGAAUCCAGUUGGUAUAAAGCCAUCGUCUGCCUUGCCUCCUGGGCCUGAAGUGUCCUUCCCCCUUCUCCAGGAGGAGCAGCAUCAAAGAGAUCUUUCCCUGCUUCGCAAGCGGUUGGAAGAACUAGAAACCACACAGAGAAAACAGCUGGAAGAUCUUGGCCCAGCUAGAGAGCGAGUAACAGUGGGUGCAUACAGAGACUUGGCAAGACAUAAGAUCAGUGGAGAAGGCGAAGAGCAAAGGUUGGCAUCUAUGGGGGGACACUCCCUGGAUUUCAGGUACCAAUGCUGUGAUACUUGGCACAGCAGUGGUUACAGGCUCAAUAUUGGGAUUCCAUCGCAGACUGUUUGUUCCUGCUCAACUAGACUUCCCACUUCUCUCAAGUUCCUGAUCCUCCUGGUGGGUGUUGGGAGAGUGAAGUCCCUCCCAACUAUAAGUGAAGAGCAGGUUCCAGACAAUGUGAUGAAGCUGAAUAGCCACCAGUCUGUGGGACCUGAUGACAUGCAUCCCAGGGUCCUGAGGGAACUGGCUGAUGUUGUUGCCAAGUCACUCUCCACCAUAUUUGAAAAGUCAUGUGAAGUCCCUGGUGACACAGGAAGGACAUGGAAUGAGUCCAGAGGAGGGCCAUGA